UGUCUGUUUCCGAAGACGCGAAAUGCAGAAGAUUAUCUCAUCACCACCAUCCCGAAAUAAAGUAACCUCAAACCACAACUUCUUUGCAUCUCACACAACACUCUCUCUCUCUCUCUCUCUCUCCUCUCUCUUCUCUCUCUGCGUUUCACUGCAGAACCAAAACAAGCUCCGGAGAAACCGCAACAAAAAAAGAAAAAAACACACAAACUUAACCCAAAACUGUAACCCCAGUAUGCCAUGCUUCACACCACACCAUUCUCUUCUCCUCCUCCUUCUCUCUAUUUUCUUCUUCUCUCUCUCCGUCACCGCUGCAAGAACCUCUUCUUUCCAUUCCUUACGUAUUCAAGAUGGAAUUGAGGGUGGUGGCGAGGGAGAGCACUACCACGAGGUGCUACCGUGGAAAACGAGGAGAUCCAUGGCUGAAGAAGAGGCCACGAGCAACGCCUCUCUGAUAUUGGCUCAGAAAAGAACCACAAGGAAGGACCCUUUGGAUAACUUCAACCGUUACACCGGUGGUUGGAACAUCAGCAAUCGCCACUACAUUGCUUCAGUUGUUUUCACCGCGGUUCCCUUCUUUGUUGUUGCUGCGGUCUGGUUUGUGGUUUUUGGACUCAGUUUAUCCUUAAUCUGCUUGUGUUACUGCUGUUGUCCAAGAGAGCCUUAUGGUUAUUCACGUUUGGCCUAUGCUUUGUCCUUGAUCUUCCUCAUUCUCUUCACCCUUGCAGCAAUAGUCGGAUGUGUUCUUCUAUACACUGCUCAGGGGAAGUUUCAUGGGAGCACCACAAGCACACUUAAAUAUGUGGUGAGUCAGGCUGACUUCACUGCUGAAAACCUCAGGAAUGUUUCACAUUAUCUUGAUGCAGCUCAGAAGAUUGGAGUCGAUGCGGUUUUUUUACCAGGUGAUGUUCAGAAGAACAUUGAUGAAGUUCAGACAAAGAUUAAUUCUUCUGCUGCAGAACUUUCCAGCAAGACUAAAGAAAAUUCAGAGACAAUUAAAGAUGUCAUAGAUGCAAUGCGACUGGCUCUGGUUAUUGUUGCUGCUGUUAUGCUCUUUCUUGCAUUUCUCGGAUUCUUAUUUUCAAUAUUUGGGCUGCAAGGUCUUGUAUACUUUUUGGUUAUUGUCGGGUGGAUUCUUGUUGCUGGCACAUUUAUACUUUGUGGUGUAUUUCUCUUUCUUCACAAUGUCGUUGCAGAUACAUGUGUUGCCAUGGAUGGCUGGGUGCAGAACCCUACUGCACAUACAGCCUUGGAUGAAAUUCUUCCAUGUGUGGAUAAUGCAACUGCCCAAGAAACCUUGUUACGAACCAGGGAUGUGACACACCAACUUGUUAACUUAGUUGACAACAUUGUUUCCAAUGUCACAAAUAGAAAUCUCCCGCCUGCUGCUGUACCCUUGUAUUACAAUCAAUCAGGCCCCUUGAUGCCUCGUCUGUGCAAUCCAUUUAACAGUGAUCUCACAAAUCGGUCAUGUGCAGAUGGGGAAGUUUCAUUGGACAACGCUGCUGAGGUGUGGAAGAACUAUACUUGUGAGGUUUCUUCCUCAGGCAUUUGCAAGACGCCUGGUCGGAUGACCCCGACCAUUUAUGGCCAAAUGGAGGCUGCAGUGAAUGUAAGCUAUGGCUUAUAUCAUUAUGGUCCAUUCUUGGUUGAUCUACAAGACUGCACUUUCGUGCGGAAAACAUUCACAGACAUCAGCAAUGAUCACUGCCCUGGUCUGCAGAGAAACAGUCAAUUGAUUUAUAUUGGAUUGGUUUUGGUAUCAGCUGCUGUAAUGCUGUCUUUGAUCUUUUGGGUCAUCUACGCAAGAGAGCGGCGGCACCGUGUUUAUACUAAACAGUUCAUUGAGGGCUAAAUGUGUUGGGACUUAAACUACAUUAUGGUUCUCAUGUAUAUUUGAGUUAUAGAUUGUAUUCCGAGCUGGGUUUGUGAUGUAGAGUUAUUCAUCUUACAAAAUACCUAUAUACUUGAGUAGAUAUAUAUUGAAGUAUUCAGGGAAACAGUUUUAUAUGGUGCAAAAAGUAUUGGUGUGUUUUUUAUAUCAAUUUUUUUAUUUAAAAAACACAUUGAGAUUGAUUCGGA
Messenger RNA from Glycine soja, 2079 nucleotides. RefSeq lists its product as uncharacterized. The transcript is spliced from 9 exons. Bases 23 to 1852 code for a protein of 609 amino acids. Gene Ontology annotation, cellular component: plasmodesma; plasma membrane. Lineage: Eukaryota; Viridiplantae; Streptophyta; Magnoliopsida; Fabales; Fabaceae. The record is from RefSeq and is a predicted model, not a curated record.